This is a messenger RNA of Triticum dicoccoides, 792 nucleotides long. Its product is annotated as BTB/POZ and MATH domain-containing protein 2-like. Bases 1 to 792 code for a protein of 263 amino acids. The record is from RefSeq and is a predicted model, not a curated record. Lineage: Eukaryota; Viridiplantae; Streptophyta; Magnoliopsida; Poales; Poaceae. The transcript has a single exon. Gene Ontology annotation, molecular function: protein binding. Gene Ontology annotation, biological process: protein ubiquitination.
AUGAAGGCGCACAUCAAGUUUAGCUUCGUUGACGCGACUGACAAGCAAGAGCUGGCACGUAUCCAUGGUAGCAAAAUACUAGAGCUACGAGGCGAGUGCACUGAUGCGUUUAAGUACAUCGAGAGGGCAGUCUUGGACAAACAUCUCAAGAACGACAGUUUUACCAUCCGGUGCGACGUCGUGGUCCUAAAUCGAACAUGGGAGACCGCAUUCAUUACAGUGCCACCUUUCAACAUGCAACAGAACUUCACCGACUUUCUCCAGGCUGGGGAGGGCACCGACGUGGUCUUCCAUGUGAGCCACAAGACAUUCACCACUCAUAUGUGUAUUCUCGCGGCCCGGUCUACGGUCUUUAGGGCAGCUAUCUUUGGCCCCAUGAAGGAAGCUACGUCCACGACCGCCACCGUGCAUAUAGAUGAUAUGGAUGCUACGGUAUUCAAGGCCAUGCUUGGGUUCAUCUACAGUGACUCAUUUCCAGUGAUCGUCGCGGAUGAAAAUGAGGGUGCCCUGCUGCAGCACUUGCUCCUCGCGGCAGACAGGUACAACCUCCCAACACUUCGGGCGAUGUGCGAGAAGAAGCUUCGUGAGCACAUAGACGUGAGCACGGUGACCUCCAUACUAGGGCUUGCCGAGCAGCAUGGCUGUGACGGGCUGAAGAAGGCGUGUUGCAAGUUCCUCCGGUGUCCGGACAACCUGAGGGCAGUGGUGUCCACGAAUGGCUUUGAUGAUUUCUGCAGGAGCUGCCCCACUCUUAUGAAGGACAUGAUCCUUGGCAUUCUACCGGCAAAGUAG